Molecule: messenger RNA, 4522 nt
Organism: Nilaparvata lugens (brown planthopper)
Lineage: Eukaryota; Metazoa; Arthropoda; Insecta; Hemiptera; Delphacidae
Exons: 3
Coding region: 135-1796 (553 amino acids)
Source: RefSeq, a predicted model, not a curated record
CAUUUUGAUUCUAUGUUAGUAUUCAAAGUGUAUAACCUUACUUUUUUAUUUAUAACAAAAACAAAGUAAUAAUAUUAACAACAGUCACUUGGACUUCAUAAAUUAUCUCAUUUUUUGAAAGCAAUUAUUCUAUAAUGCCGUUCAACUCUUUUGAAGAGUUGAGAGAGUUUAUUAAAAUUAAAGCAGUAAAAGAAUUUACUAAAUUUUACAUUGCUGAUAGUGAGAGUAUUGAACAUGCAAGAAAAAUAAGAAACGUUACACGGCCAAUGAAUGAUGCACUUAAAUAUUAUAAAGUUGUAUAUAAAUGCAGACAUGGAGAUAAAAGGAGAAACGGAGGAAUAAAACAAAGCACACUGAAGAAGGACUGUCCCUUCUUCUUACAAAUUGGUGUUUCAGAAGAUGGCCAAUCACUGCAAGUUAAAAGAUUUGAAGAUAAACACAAUCAUGGACAUGAUAAGGUUUCAGUUGGUCCGAAGGAACCUUGUGAGUAUUGUGGUUCUUUGUUUGUGAAAAGAUAUUUUCCGACGCAUCGUCGAUAUUGUUUUAAAAAUACAGAUGCAAAAGCAUCAUCUUUCACGUGUGACAUCUGUGGCAAGACAUUCAAGAGAAAAGACUACCUGAGAGAACACAUAAAACGCCAUGACAAAGCAACCAAACCUGCAUCACUUUCCUGUAGUCUCUAUGAAGACUCCAAUGUAGCAGUCCUGAACGAACAUGAGACCAAACCCGCUUCACUACCCUGCCACUUCAAAGGCUGCAAAAAUACAUUCUAUACGUUAUCUUUACUUGUACACCAUCUCCGUAAUGUACAUAAUGCUCCUUUGAAAGAUUCACAAACACUAAGUUUUGAAAGUGAGAAACUGUUCUUUGAAUGGAAAGAGGAAGAAGAAGCCAGAACUUUAUCAUUCUUUCCAAAACAUAGAAGUACAAAUACAAAAGAAGGUACUACUAAAUACUUCUAUUGCCAAAAACAUGGAUCUGAUAGACCUCAUAAAAGAAGAGGUGAAGUGGACAGAAAGACUGAUAAAAGAUAUUCACGUGGUCGCAUAAAAACAGGCUUAGUUUGUACAUCGUUCAUCAAGGCACAGUUUUUAGCCAAUGGGAAUGUGAAUGCCGUUUAUGAACCCACUCAUAAUCACCCAAUUGAUCCAUUAGCCUUGCAAUACCAACCUAUGUCUACGGAUUUAUGUAAUUUUAUUGAUUCUCUUCUUGAUGAAGGAGCAUCUCCGCUUCAAAUAAGAGAAGAACUGAGAAGUAGGGCUUCUGGAAAAGCAGACUAUUUCAAUAUUGAAAAAGAACACUUCAAGGAAUAUCAUGUUUCACUAAAACGUAUUAAAGAAAGAGCUCGAAGACGAAAAUAUCGUGAAGGAAAACUUUCCGAUGCAGACGAUGGUGCUACUUCUCAACCAAAAGUUCUCAUUGACACUGACGAUAUUGAGGAUACACAGUCAUCCUUUUCAGACGCAGUCAUGGAGCCGACUACUCCGCCCACUGAUGGUGAUGAUGAUGAUGAUGAUGAUGAGGGCGAGGGCGAGGAAGAAGGCAGGCACCGCCACAGAGAAGAGCUUGGUAGAGAUAUGUUACACACAUUAAAAGAAAUAUCGUUAUUCAUUGAAACCAACAUUCAUUCAACUGAUAAGCUGCCUGACGACAUUAUGGAUAAAAUUAAAGCUGGUCUGGAUGCCACGUUGAGAUUGUGCAAGGGCAGUUUAGAAGAAAACGAGGAGACGCCACCAAUGGAUGCUAUGUCAUUGUGCAAUGUCGAUAUUAAAGAAGAAAUCCCGGAUACACCAUGAAUGGAUGCUACAACAUAAUUUACUCCAAAUGAUAAACUCAAAACGCACAUCACCCAAAUAAUGAUCCAGUUGAAGCAGCCUACGGACAGGAGAAAGCCACUGGACAUUGUGGCUGUAGCAGCUAAGAAGAAAGCUGGGACAAACAUUCGAGAUCAAUCGCCUUCAUGAUACUGUAACAGAUCUCCCAAGAAUUUCCUAAUAUCUUGUUUGUCAAUUAUUGCGUUGGUUGAUGAGUAGCCUUCUGAGAUACUGAGUACUAAAAUUACGUGCAAGCUCAUUUCAUUAUUACAAUUAGGUCGGGAGCUGUAAUUGUAUACGUAAUUGUGUAACUAUAUAUUUAUAAAGUGGUGCUUGACAAAGAUGAUUAGCUCUUUAUCACAAAUGGAACAACUAGAAAAUUGAAUAAUAUGCUCUUUCAAUUGAUAUAUCUUGAGCAUUCAAUUGAAAACUAUUUUUAGAUGAAAGCUGAGUAUUGAUAAUAAAGUACCCCCAGUCUUCUGAAGAUUGGACCCAGCGCAGUGCUUUGGAACGCGCCCAAACUUGACAUUCAAGGUGAAAAGGUACUGUUGUUGAAGUGAAAAUGGUGAUUCAUAAGAUUAUUUAUAAAUCAACAGUUCAGGGUUAGGAUUUUAACUUUGCAAGAAAUUGAAAAUAUUCGUUCUGGUAAUAUUGUUAAAAAAAUAUGCUUCUGAACAAUAUUUUUCCGAUUCAAAGUUAUAUUUGAUUAUACAGUGGUUUAUUAUAUAAAUAAUUCAUAUAUCCUAGCUUUAGUGGGCUAAUAGGAAUUAUUAAUUUUAUGUAUAUAAUGUUCAUUUUUUAUUAAAAAUUGUUAUUCGAUGAUUUAAAGAAAAUUUAUGUUCUUUGUUUUUUAAGUGAGUAAAAUGAAGAGCUUAUGCAUUGUUCAAAUUUCAAACAUAAUUUAGUAGAGUUUACAAAAAAUCAGUGUAGUUUUUAAAUUUCAGUAAAACAUCAAGACUCAAAAAAUGCCAAAAUAGCAAGUGAGAAUAAACUGAUGAAGGAAUUUUUGAAACUACUCAAUCGUUCCACAAAAAUUAAAUAAAAAAAACUCACUUAAUUAAAAAACUCCACUUACAAAACUUUUCCUGUUCUGCAAUGGAUGAAGCUGCAAAAUCUUCCUUGAUCAUCUUACAAACUUCCACCCAACUUUUGGCGACUUAUUCUGGUCCUUGUAGGUGUCGAGACUUUUAUCCCAAAAAGCAGGUCGGUUGUAGACAGCAGUCACAGCACAGCAUUUUAUCAACAGCUUCACAUCUAAAUCAGCCAUCAUGUAAUGACUGGUGACAAGCGUCACCUGGGGAUGGAAGCGAGAGCUCCUCAAGUGAAUGCCCCCACUCAUCCUUUGGAAUUUCAAGGAGGAGGCGUGCUCCUUGGACCUAGCUCCGCAGUGCAGGCUGGAUGCUUGUCUGACUCAGACUAGGCGCUGAGACAGCAAAUAAUAGCGGCGUUGGUGGGAAUGCGAGCGGCCGCAGUAACAUCUUCCACCCAGCAAUGGUCGGCGGACAAAGUUCCAGCAAAGUUCCGCCUAGCGGACAGACGAAAGAUCAAUCCAGUCGGUUAUUUGAUCCCUCCAGCCAGGCUCAGCCAAGCAGCCGAGACAAUAGAACAAUGGAGUGGCGGUCUUAUUCGCAUUCAUCAUCAGUUUUCUUUCUCAAGAUUAUUUUGAUUUUUGUGUUGCCUAUAAACUCCAGUCACCAGUAAAAAGUUUCCAGAAACGUGGUGUACUACCAUAUUAAUGACUUUUCAUGAUGAUUUUUAAUUAUUUAAAAACAUUAUUGACAUUCUGAGCCUUCAGGCUAAACUUGGGGUCGCUGAGAACGAAUCUGCAAUCAGAAUUUCUCUAUCACGAAAAAUAACGAAAAAAAUCCAGCUGAUGAUCUUCCGGCAACCGUUAAUAGUCACCCUGCAAUGCGGCGCUAGGUUGACUGCUGUCGGCUUCAGAGUAGUAAAACUCCCGCUCUUCGUCUGAAAACUGCGUUGGACUCAAUGUAUUCUGGUUUGAGAUCCCUCCUCUCUCGGGAGUAAGAGCCGUGAAACCCUCCGUGUGAAAGGGCCUAUGUGAGUGUAAUUCAGAUUUUUAUCUAAUUGGUCUAAUGAUGCUGUGUGUGAGAUUAUGAACACCAUGGGUUUAUGAUAUAAAAUAUUAUAGACUAUAUUACACCAUGAGUAAUUUUCACGAUGGUGUCUCAAUGCACCUUGCAUUAAUUAACUAGAAAAAAAUCUUGCACCUCCUCCAAGGUACAAUUGGAGAUCAUUUGGAAAAUCAGGAUGCUUUUGAUAAUUCCAAUUUUUACUCGUAGAUAAAUAGAAAAUAUAUAUAACGAAAGACAUUCCGAAUUGACUAUCAAAUAAGAUAUUCACAUUUUAUUGUUAUAAUGCUGCGCUGAUAAUUAAUUUUUCAUUCUCCAAUAUUAUGCUUGUUCCAUUUAUUACGGUAUUAUUUUUUAAAGCAUUUACAAACGGAAGUAAUAUAUUAGAAAAAUGUAAAAUAAAAAUAAAUUAAUUUUUGAAAGAUAGGUAAUUUAUGUAAGAAUUUAGAUAAAAAUGAUACUGCAACAAAUGAAAUGAAAAUAUUGAGCAAAAAAAAUUAAAAUUAAUUUCUAUAAAAUUGAUUAUAUGCAAUAUUACAUAAAAAUUGUAAAUCUAGAGCAAAAAUUUGUAGGUGUAAGUUACUAUAUGUUUUGAUUUUAGUAAAAACUUUAAACAUA